This is a messenger RNA of Xylaria bambusicola, 1478 nucleotides long. RefSeq lists its product as uncharacterized. The record is from RefSeq and is a predicted model, not a curated record. The transcript is spliced from 2 exons. Lineage: Eukaryota; Fungi; Ascomycota; Sordariomycetes; Xylariales; Xylariaceae. The coding region runs from base 305 to 1291 and encodes 328 amino acids. Gene Ontology annotation, biological process: mycotoxin biosynthetic process.
GUACAACAGCAUCAUAUCUAGAUCCACUUCCCCAAACCUCGUGAGUUCUAUCAUCUUAUCUCCCCUCUGUCAAAGAGCACAGGUGCUUGGAAACUCGCAUCAUACGAUGCUGAUAGGCGGGUGGUCUGCCCCUCUGCUUAUGUGAGGGGCGGUUUCGUGAGCUAAGGAUCAUAGGUAAGUGGGGUGAAUAGAAGUAUGACGGGCGGCCCAAUUCGGGCCAAGAUUGAAUUACAUACUGGGUAAGCAUUGAGACCGGCUGGAUGAUUUAGACAGAAAAUCUGCUGCCGUUGAAUCGAGGAAUGGGAUGGGCAUUUCACUUAGAAAACAAAUGGUAGACGAAAUGGCUACAAAGAAUCGUGACUCGCUUUCUAGCGAUGAUAUCCAAGGUCAGAGUGAGGGCCUACUCUCUGAACACCGUCAAAUUGUCCUCUCGGAUAGAAAAGGAACAGGUUCUCGUCGACUUUAUCUGUGGUUGUUUGUGACAGUAGUUCUGAUCGGUUCAAAUUUCCUGACGGCGACACUCUGUUUUACAUAUCUCAACCAUGAUAACCAUCUCCUGAGACGGACCAGCUCAUAUUCCCCUAUAUUCGAUAAGUUGAAUAUACCCACAAGUCUAAGGAAUCUCCAUAUCCCCCUCAUACCCAAUGCCACGAAUCCCCGAGACAUUUACCGCUUACCACCCUCGCCAGAGGUGGAUGAAGCUUGGGAUCGAAUAACUCGUGUGAAUCUAAUCAGUAUCUCUGAAGAUGAGAUCCGCAAGCUUGGAAAAGACCCCUCUCUGACCAUCCAUUCGCCGAGGUCAUGGUGGUCUGAACCAUGGGGUAGCGGAUAUAUAGGCCAGAUCGAUGUAUUCCACCAGAUUCACUGCCUCAACAUGCUCAGGCAGGGACUCAUAACCAACUACAACUACUAUUGGGGCAAGAAAUACGGCAUGACGCCCCCUGUCCCAUUUGGAAUGCAUCUAGAUCACUGUCUGGGGACGAUCCUGGAGAACUUAAUUUGUCAUGCUGAUGUCGACAUCGUCACGUUCAAUUGGAGGGAAAAAGAAGAUGAGCCUUUCCCUGACUUUGAGGUCAGGAAGCAGUGUAGAGAUUUCGAUGCUAUCUUGGAAUGGCAGGAUAAGAUGAAGCUCGAUGAUACUAUUGAGCGCUGGAAGGCUCUUCAGAAACCUGUUGACGCGAAGCAGAGGGAACUGCCUCCUGGCCUGGCGGAGAUUGACCCCUUAGGCGAUGGAGAGAUCGAUGGGAUCCGGGUAUCUAGAUUGAAAGAUGUGCCUGCUGGUUGUCUGUGAGAGGCAGUAUUAUAAAGAAUAUAUCUUAUGUGUACAUCUGACAGCAAAAGGAACAUAGCUCUGCUGAAAUAGUCUUUUAGAUCCCUAGCCAUGGCCUAUCUUGUAGCCAGGGAGUUACUCCAUUUGUUGAGACUGUACAGCAUCACGAGACAUAAAGCUCGGCCUCUCCGUAGUAAGCUUUGAUAAC